AUAAAAUCAAAAUUAAAAAUCACAUAACCUAAUCCGCCAUUGCCGAAAUUCUCGUCUCAUUUCCUGUGAUGAGCGCUGAAUCUAGGAAGCUUUAGCUGAUCACAAGCGUCGGAGGCUGCAUGAGUGGCUUAGAACCUCGCGGGUUCUUCUUCUUCAAGUUUUGGAGCUUGAAGCAAUGGCUAUGGCAGCUAUGGGUUGUGGAUGUACGGUCCCUCUUUCGCAGUCGGUUUCUCUCGGUUUCUCCGCUGAGAAAGCUUCGGUUUUUCCAGGGCCGCGGUAUUCUUCUCGAGUUCGCUAUCGCUUCGCUUCUCUUCGAUGGUUGAGUUCCAAUCGCCUUUCUCUUGCUUCUCAUCGAUUUGAUGCUUUUAUCUCAAGCUGUUCAAUUACCAACACCGAUACACAGUGCACCCACGUUGCUACUGAGGACGAGGCUUCUGAAGAAUUAGCAGCUAUUGAACAGGAUUGUUCAGUUCCAAUUGUUAAUCUCAAAUCCAAUAUCCUUGAUGCUGAGCCUCUGAGGUUACUAACUGAAGCGACUUAUGUGGAUUGCCUACUGACAACGCUGCCCGUUUUAUCAGAGGAGGAGCAGCAUGCCCUUGCGGCUACUCCAGCCCACCCAACAGGAUUAUAUGCUUUAUAUGCUAGUUGCUUGGCUGGAAAUUUAGUGGAACAGCUUUGGAGUUUUGCUUGGCCAUCCGCUAUAGCAUUGAUACAUCCUAGCCUUCUACCGGUGGCAGUCAUGGGUUUCUUCUCUAAGGUUGCAAUAAUUGUUGGAGGCCCUUUAGCUGGCAAGUUUCUAGAUUACUUUCCUAGAGUCCUCACAUAUAAUUAUUUAAACGUUAUACAGGCUGCUGCUCAAUUGUUAUCUGCAACUAUGAUAAUUCAUGCUCAUUCUGUCCCUCUGUCUUCUGGAUCAUCCUUGCUCCUUCGUCCUUGGUUUAUUGUACUUAUACUAGCUGGAGCUGUUGAGAGGCUAUCUGGAGUAGCACUGGGGGUUGCAAUGGAACGUGAUUGGGUUGUGCUGUUGGCAGGAGUGAAUAGGCCCGUUGCUCUUGCACAAGCAAAUGCAAUUCUUAAUCGAAUUGAUCUUCUCUGUGAGAUAGGGGGAGCAUCAUUAUUUGGCAUUCUUCUCUCCAAGUUUGAUCCUGUAACCUGCCUGAAGUUUGCUGCUGGUUUAAUGGUGUGGUCAUUGCCAUUUGCGGUAAUCCUGACAUGGUUAACCAACAAGCUCUCUUCCGGAGUUCUUGACCGCCCUAAAUGCUCACAAACUUGUUGCAGAACAUUCGAUGAUGGAGCUCUUCCUGAUGCCGAAAGUAUAGUGGAUAAAGGUGUGGAAGCUAUCAAGCUCGGGUGGAAGGAAUACAUGCAGCAGCCAGUUCUUCCUGCAAGCCUUGCUUACGUGCUCCUUUAUUUCAAUAUUGUUCUCACUCCAAGCAGUUUGAUGACAGCAUUUUUAACACAGCGUGGUCUAAAUCCAUCAAUCAUAGGGGGGUUUAGUGGAUUAUGUGCUUUCAUGGGUGUUGCAGCAACAUUUGUGUCUGCGAGCCUGAUCAAGCGACUUGGUAUUCUAAAGGCUGGAGCAACUGGAUUAAUAUUUCAAGCUUCACUUCUCACCGUAGCUGUUGCUGUAUAUUGGAGUGGAUUUCUUUCUCAACAGAGCCCUCUUCUCUUCUUCUUGUGUAUGAUUGUACUAUCAAGACUGGGACACAUGUCGUAUGAUGUGGUGGCUGCACAGAUUCUUCAAACUGGCAUACCAUCCUCGAAAGCCAAUCUUAUUGGGACAACAGAGGUUGCUGUUGCUAGCUUGGCUGAAUCUACGAUGUUAGGAGUUGCAAUUAUUGCCAAUGAUGUUUCACAUUUCGGAUAUCUAGCUAUGCUGUCACUUCUAUCAGUAGUGGGGUCAGCAGUCAUGUACUGCCGAUGGUUGUACAAUCCUACAGAUGAACAAAGGAGUCUUUUCUCUUUUUGAUGCUUCAUUUUAAUCAUUCUUAUUGGGGCCUCUUUUCGAUGAUAUCUAGAGCUGUCUAUACCUUUUAUAGUGACCCCCAUGAGGUAUACUUUCUACAUCCUCGGUGCUCCAAAUUUUUUGUAUGGUAAAUUGGCUGUAAAUUAUGUAACACGCCUAAACUAUAUAUUAAAUAGAUGACAUGCGUCAAAUAGGCUUAUUUAUUCAAACAUUUUAGAACAUUUGUAAAGCUCAGAUCAAUUCAGAAUUCCCUUUUUUGCCCCUGAGAACCAGGCUUUAAUUCGACUUCCCUGCACAUUUCUGUACUGUUACGUUUUGUGAUUCUGCUUUCUCUCUUCUGGUAAUGAGGGGGAAAAAAAGAAAAAAAAGAAAAAAGAAAAAAAAGAAUCUGAAUAGAAGGGAACACACUAUAGAAUCAUCAGGCUUCUCCUUAGCUAAUUUGUUUGAGUGGAUUUCUUUCAGCGAAAACUGAAUUGCUGAUCUUGCUAAUGCUAUU
Molecule: messenger RNA, 2462 nt
Organism: Morus notabilis
Lineage: Eukaryota; Viridiplantae; Streptophyta; Magnoliopsida; Rosales; Moraceae
Product: solute carrier family 40 member 3, chloroplastic
Exons: 14
Coding region: 176-1969 (597 amino acids)
Biological process (GO): iron ion transmembrane transport
Cellular component (GO): membrane
Molecular function (GO): iron ion transmembrane transporter activity
Source: RefSeq, a predicted model, not a curated record